AUGGCUGCUAUGAGGACUUUAACGGUGGCGGGUCUCUUUUUGGCUUUUUGCGCCCUGGGACUGAUUGCGAUCGCGAUCAGCACCGACAACUGGUACGAGACCGACGCCAGGAGGCACAGGGAGCGCUGCAAGAAUUACUCCAACAAAAGAAACGAUCCGGGCUACAUCUACAUCUCCAACAACAACCUUCCUCUCCGCAUGCUGCCCAAGCAGGGGAACGUGGCGGGGAAAGCUUCCGGCGGCGGCGGCGCGCCGCUGCGGGCCAAGCGCCACUUCUUGCCUCCAGCACCGGCCAUGGAGUCACUCUGCAGUCGGCAGUUUAACUCCACCAUCACCGGGCUGUGGAGGAAGUGCCACCGAGAGGGCUUCGACCUGGAGACGGAGGAUCUGAUCUUUAAAGGAUUGGUUCCGCGCUGCACGCCAAUAAAAUACUACUACUCGUCAUCAUCGCUGCCCAGGAAUCUCCCAAUCAAUCUGACCAAGACAAUAAGGCAGGAUGAGUGGCACGCGCUCCACCUGCAGAGGAUGACGGCGAGUUUCGUGGGCAUGGCCGUGGCCAUCAUCUUGUUUGGCUGGAUCAUCGGCGUGCUGGGCUGCUGUAAAGAACACGAUCUAAUGCAGUAUGUUGCCGGACUCCUCUUCCUUAUGGGAGGGACGUGCUGCAUCAUUUCUCUUUGCACGUGUGUGGCGGGGAUUAACUUCGAACUGUCCCGCUAUCCUCGCUACAUGUUCGGGAUCCCGGAGGACAUCAGUCACGGUUACGGCUGGUCCAUGUUCUGUGCGUGGGGCGGCCUGGGCCUCACGCUGCUCGCGGGCUUCCUGUGCACUCUGGCUCCUUCCCUCUACCCGCCGCACACACCCGUGGUGCAUAAGCCCAGGCAGGAGAACGGCUGCGUGUGACACCAUGCACACACACACACACACACACACACACACACACACACACACACAC
Messenger RNA from Thalassophryne amazonica, 952 nucleotides. Its product is annotated as transmembrane protein 178B. Gene Ontology annotation, cellular component: membrane. NCBI's taxonomy places the organism in Eukaryota, Metazoa, Chordata, Actinopteri, Batrachoidiformes, Batrachoididae. The record is from RefSeq and is a predicted model, not a curated record. The coding region runs from base 1 to 900 and encodes 299 amino acids. The transcript has 5 exons.